AUGAGCCUUUGUGACUAAUUGGGUUUGUGGGUAUCAAUUUGCAUAAUUGAAGAUUUUCCAUUGACUUCGUUUUCCAUCUUUGCAGAUCCAAUUUCAAUCGCUUCUAUUACUUCUUCUAGUAUUAUGGCUUUUGAUGGUGCUAAUAACGUUUUUCUAAGCUUUAGCGGCGAAGAUACUCGUCAUUCUUUUACGGAUCAUCUUUAUUACGCACUAAAGAGAGCAGGAAUUAGUACUUAUAGAGAUAACGAAGAAAUCAAAAGAGGCGAAAAACUGAUGCCGGAGAUCAAGAGAAUAAUCAAAGAAUCUAGGGCUUCGGUAGUUGUAUUCUCAGAGAACUAUGCAACUUCAACUUGGUGUCUCGACGAGCUUCUCCUGAUCCUGGAACAAAGAACGGAGUGCAAUCACUUUGUUCUACCAGUUUUCUAUCACGUCGAUCCUUCUGAUGUGAGGAAGCAUAGAAAAACAUUCGCUAUCAAAGUCAAAGCUUCUUCAAGGUGGACAGAGCAUAACGUGAACCUGUGGAAGAAUGCUCUCAAAGAGGUUGCUGAUUUGGCAGGCAUGGUUUUUGUCUGGGUCUGAAGCAGAGUUUCUGAAGGAAAUUGUUGACGUCAUUUACAAUAAACUGGAUCGCAAAGAAGUUAAUCUUCCAACCAAUGUAACAGGGAUGGCUAGUCGAUAUGCGAAGAUUAGUAUGUGGUUAAAUCAACCCAAUGUUGAAUUUUUAGCAAUUUGCGGCAUGGGUGGAAGUGGCAAGACAACGCUGGCCAAGUAUAUUUACAAUUUAAAUUGGAGAACUUAUGAAAACAUGAGCUUUGUUGAAGGCAUUGGCCACAAAUGUGAAGGGCCUGAUGGUUUGCGUAUGCUACAAGAACAACUUCUCACAAGUAUUUUAGGAGGUAAGAAAAGGAAAAUACCUAGUGUGUUUGAAGGUACAUGGGAGAUUAAGGAGGCCUUACAAACAAAAAGGUCGCUUAUUGUUCUUGAUGACAUUGCUGAAGAAAGUCAGUUAAUUGCUUUACUUGGAAAUGGGAUGAUUAAUGCACAAACCAAGAUUAUAAUAACAACCACCAGGGAAAAUACGGAUAAUUGGUUUAAGUCCACAAACUGGAGAUGUCAAGAUUAUAAAAUGGAACUAUUGAAUGAUGAAGAAUCAUUAGAGCUUUUAAGCCAUCAUGCUUUCGGUUCCAAAGUCCCCAUGGAUGGUUUCGAGGAGCUUGCAUUUCAAGCAGUACAAUAUUGUGAAGGAAAUCCUUUGGCUCUUGAAGUAUUGGCUUCUUCUCUAUCUGAUAACAAUACCAUCUUACAUUGGAAAAGCCAAUUGAAUUUGCUGGAAAAAGAAAUUGAUUCUAGAAUUCAAAAUGUACUUAUCAUGAGCUAUAAGUCAUUGUCAUUUGACUUAGAAAAAGAGUUGUUUUUGCACAUUGCUUGUUUCUUUGUUGGCAUAGACAUGGAUUAUGUUGUAAAGAUAUUGCAGCAUGAUUACCCUGCAUUAUUUGGGAUCAAAAGCCUAUCUAACAAAUGCCUUCUUUCUGUUUCACCGAACAAGAAACUGAUGAUGCAUCGAUUGCUUCAAGAGAUGGGGAAAACAUAGUUCGUCAAGAAUCAAAAUUCCCUACAGAACGUAGUAGAGUGUGGCUUAGUGAAGAAUCUCAUAAAAUAUUGAACAAAGGAGAGGGUUCAAAAACAAUGGAAGGUUUAGCACUUGACAUGGAAAUGGAAAUGCUAGAUAAACAGAAGUUUGCUUUCAAGUCAUCAAACCUCAAGACAGAUGCGCUUCAAAAGAUGGAUAGACUAAAAUUGCUCCAACUAAACUUCGUGCAGCUCACUGGGACCUACGGGAACUUUUCAGAAGACUUAAGAUGGCUCUGCUGGCUUGGAUCCAAUUUAAGAACCAUACCCUCUGACUUAUUCAUGGGAAAUUUGGUGGCUAUAGAUAUGAGCUAUAGCAAAUUGGAAGUAUUUGAACUACCCAUGGUUCUUCAGUCACUGCAGAUUUUGAAUCUUACACACUCUCAUGAUCUAUGCGAAAUCCGCAACAUGUCCAUGAUCCCUCAACUAGAGACUUUGAUUCUUUGGAACUGUCACAGUCUUGCUCGUGUAUGUGAAACCAUAGGAGAGCUGACGAAUCUUGCACUACUGAACAUGACAGGAUGUAAAAGUCUGUGCAAAAGUGAGCAAAGAGAUCAAGAUCUAGAAGCUUCUACCUCUGGUGGAGAAGUUACAGAACAGCCUACCUUUUCCUUCUCAUGUUCAUUGCACCGAUUAUUCCUCAAGGACUGCAAUCUUGAAUGUACUGAUUCCUUUCCUCUGAGUUUCAGUACUCAACCAUGUUUGGAGUACUUGAAUUUAGGCUAUAGUCUAUUUCAGUUUCUACCUUGUUAUGACCAUCUUAAAAGUCUUCGGGUCCUAGACGUAAGUUCAUGCUCAAUGCUUAAAAGGCUUCCAUGUCUCCCAAGUACACUUGCAGAAUUGUAUAUAUACUACUGUAAAUCGCUGGAGGAAAUAAAUUUCCAAUCACAUCGGUUCACAUUGCAAGAGUUUGGCUAUGAAGGCUGUAUUAGUUUAUUAGAAAUUGAAGGCUUUAUCAAAUUGGUGCCUAUAACCAAACUUGAAGGAAAUGAUUUGGGACAUAUGAAGUGGCUAAAAGAAUAUCAAAAUCAUGAGGUGUGUUUGGUUGGUGAUGACGAGCUCACCAAAGGCAGAAGUUUUUGUCUCCAGAUGUUGUAUGAAUUCCAUAUAAUGAGCACAUCUCUGCCAGACAUGGAGGAUCCAAACAUGAAGUCUACAUAUGUCUCGGAGUCAUCAUCUUUGUCCUUUGACGUGCCUCCGCCUCCAAAGAAUAAAAGGCUCAAAGGAAUUGAUGUAACUUUCAAAUAUACAAUAUCAGGUGAUGAUGAUUGGGUAUGGUUCUGUAAGAUCAAUACAACCAAUGGAGUUGAUUUGAUGUACAACCCCAAAGUCUUUGGCAAACCUGAAUCCGAUGAAGUUGGUAUAUGGUUAAGCUAUUGGCCAAUUGGAAAUACAUUGGACAUAGGAGAUAAAGUCAACGUCUCUAUAGCUGUGAUAAAUGGAUUGGAGGUUCACGAGUGUGGUGUGAGCCUUGUUUAUACUGAUGAAAAAGUAGCGGAGGACACCUUGGAAGAUAACAUGGAAUGGAUAGAAGUUCUUGGAGGAGAUUUGUCUGGUUUUCAACUAAGCACACAAGCUUACUAUCUUUGUCGUCGUGAUUUGUUUGAGUUAAUGGAGAUUGGUAGACUCACUCCUGGUUGGUUUAGUAUUCUAGUUGGUGAUACCAUUGAAUGUACAGAGGUACGUGGAUGGAGAAAGACAGGUCGCCCUAUGCAGUUGAAUCCAUCAUUUACUGAGUUAAAGUUUGUUAGGUGCAUUAUGCAUGGUCCUGAAUCGGAGGAAAUUUACAAGAUUGCAGAGAUGUCAAAAUCAUCAAUUGUAGAUAGUACUUUGGAGUUCACAUCAAGCCUGCUUGGGGAGACCAUGAAAUCUUCCACUUUGCCUAAAUCUAGAGAAACAAAAAUCAAGAUGAAGCAACCAAACCACGUCAUGAUCCCUUUCCAAGCCAUAGAAGAUUGUACCCAAGGCUUCAAUAAAAAAAAUUUCAUCGGGAAGGGUAGAUAUGUAAGUGUUUACAAGGGAAUCCUCACGUGGGCUGAUUAUGUGAACAAGCUAGUUGCUGUAAAACGGCUAGAUGACACUGGCUUUCAAGGUAACAAGGAUUUCAACGCAGAGGUCUCAUUGCAUUCACAAUAUAAACACAAGAACAUUGUAAACCUUAUAGGGUUUUGUGACGAUAAAAAUGAGAUGAUUCUUGUGUAUGAAUACACAAGCCAUGGAAGCCUUGAAGAAUAUUUACUUCACACUAGUGUGUCGGGUGGACUGUCAUGGCCACAACUUCUCAAUAUUUGCAUUGAUGUUGCUUCUGCUGUUGACUACCUUCAUAAUCAUGUGGCAGAAAAUUAUAGAAUAAUACACGGUGAUAUAAAAAGUGCCAAGGUUUUGUUGGAUGAGAAUUGGAAUGCAAAACUUUCGGAUUUUGGGUUGUGUAGGAUAGUUCUAAAAUCUCAGAAUAACUUUGCUGGUACACAAGGUUAUUGUGACCCACAAUACGAAAGAACAGGUUUUCUGACAAAAGAAUCUGACGUAUUUUCGUUUGGCGUGGUGUUGUUUGAGGUUUUGUGUGGACGGUUGGCAUGUGUUUCCAGUUACCAUGAUGAGAGGCGAUUCCUCCAUCAUUUUGCCCGGACCUGCUACCAAAAUGGAGCUAUGGACAAGAUUAUCGAUAAUAGAAUAAAGAAAGAUAUCAAACAAAGAAUGCUGAGCAAGUUUUCUGCUAUUGCGUAUCAAUGCUUGCAAGAAAAUCGGGAAGAACGACCUACAAUUGCUGAGGUUGUAUUCCAACUUAAGGAAGCUAGGAAAAUUCAAUUGGAAUCAGAAGAUGAGGAUGAUGAAUAAUUCUCUAGUGGUGGAUAAACAGAGGGAAGCUUUGCUCAGUAUUUAUCAAACUAGGGAGACAUGGAUGGUUUGAAUCCAAGGCAGAGUUUUUAUCCUUACUUAAAGAAACACUAAGAUAAGACAACACCACCGAGUUGUUUCUCUAUGUAGAGAAAAAACGUUGUAAGAUUAAGAAGUAAUUGUUUCUCUAGCUACAUGUUAAAUAUGUCCCAUCAUAAUUGACCUGGGAACAAGAAGGUGAGAAUUUUUUACAAGUUUUAAUUUCAAGUGUGGAUAUCAUCUUCAAUUUCUUACUGUGAUUAAAUUUUGUCAUCAUAGCUGGGGACAUCCAGGGCUCGUGCAUACCCUUUUAU
Messenger RNA from Lactuca sativa (garden lettuce), 4820 nucleotides. RefSeq lists its product as uncharacterized. The record is from RefSeq and is a predicted model, not a curated record. Gene Ontology annotation, biological process: protein autophosphorylation. NCBI's taxonomy places the organism in Eukaryota, Viridiplantae, Streptophyta, Magnoliopsida, Asterales, Asteraceae. Gene Ontology annotation, cellular component: plasmodesma; plasma membrane. Gene Ontology annotation, molecular function: transmembrane receptor protein tyrosine kinase activity; ATP binding.